Messenger RNA from Hippocampus zosterae (dwarf seahorse), 2344 nucleotides. RefSeq names its product sorting nexin 4 (gene snx4). Gene Ontology annotation, molecular function: phosphatidylinositol binding. The record is from RefSeq and is a predicted model, not a curated record. The transcript has 14 exons. Bases 79 to 1395 code for a protein of 438 amino acids. Lineage: Eukaryota; Metazoa; Chordata; Actinopteri; Syngnathiformes; Syngnathidae. Gene Ontology annotation, biological process: protein transport.
CAUGCGCAAAGGAGCCAACUUCUUGCCUGCUGACCCAGCUCAGCUGACGCCAGCAUCUGCAACUCUUGUCGGCGGAAGAUGAUGGCAGACUCUGGAAGUCCCGAAGAACAAGUGGCAGUGAUCGGCAACACCGACAUCACGCCAACGGAGUCAGAGAACAACAUAAUCAACACGAUGGUGGAAAAGGGGGCUUCGAUGUUGAAGAAACUGGAGAUCAACGUGGCAGAGGCUGAGAAAAGAACGGGCAAGAACACAGUCAACAUGCAAGAAACCUACACUGUCUACCUUGUUGAAACACGACCAUCUGAGACCGUCCCCAGCGUUUCUCCACCCCCCACACCUGACACGCUGUGGAGACGCUACAGUGAGUUUGAACUGCUCCGAACGUACUUGUUGGUCACCUACCCGUACAUCAUCAUCCCUCCACUACCAGAGAAAAGGGCGGAGUUUGUGUGGCACAAGCUGUCAGCUGACAACCUCGACCCUGACUUUGUCGAGCGUAGGAGAGUUGGUCUGGAAAACUUCCUGCUGCGCGUGAUGUCACAUCCUGUCCUCUGCAAAGACAAGAUAGUUUUCCUUUUCCUUACAGAGGAGAAAAGAUGGAGGGAUGCAGUUUUGGAGACAGGAUUCCAAGACAAGGCGGACUCUCGACUGAAGUCCCUCAGUGCUAUGUUCAGAGUCAAAAGCCCUGACAAGCGCUUUACGGCACUGAAACAGUAUAGCGAUGAACUGAAUACCGCAAUCUCUCAACUUCUCAGGGUGAGAGCGAGAGUGGCAGACAGACUGUAUGGCGUCUACAAAGUCCAUGGAAACUAUGGACGAGUCUUCAGUGAAUGGAGUGCUAUAGAGAAAGAGAUGGGAGAUGGUCUACAGAGUGCCGGUCACCACAUGGACACGUACGCUGCAUCGAUAGAUGACAUUUUAGAAGAAGAAGAGCACUAUGCUGACCAACUGAAGGAAUAUCUCUUCUACACCGAGGCUGUGCGGUCAGUGUGUCGGAAACAUGAGCUGAUCCAGUAUGAAUUGGAAGUGGCAGCUCAGGAUCUGGCCUCCAAGAAGCAGCAGAGAGAAGAACUUGCCACUGGGAUGGUGCGUGUCUUCUCCCUGAAGGGGAUGACCAGUAAACUGUUUGGCCAGGAGAGCCAGGAACAGAGGGAGAGCAGGUUGGCGGCUUUGGAGCAGAGCAUCCAAGAGGCAGAGCAGGCGCUCAAGGAAAAAAACGCAGAGUGCCAAGAGUUUGUGCAAACAGCCUGGGAAGACAUCGAGCGGUUUAAGGAACAGAAGGACAGAGAUCUGCGUGAGGCACUCAUCAGCUAUGCCAUUAUGCAAAUUAGCAUGUGUAAGAAGGGAAUCCAAGUGUGGUCGAAUGCCAAGGAGUGUUUCAACAAAAUGUGAGCCACUUUCCAGGCAAUCAACCACCCCAGCCGAAAACAAUGUUCCAACUAAAAAUAUUCAGGCCGGUACGACACUGGUCAGUUUUAUGUCUGACUAGUCUGUUGGAGAUGAACUCUCAUUGUGAACCAGUUGGGCCAAUCCUUCACCUUCCAAUUCCAGAUUUGUCCACAGCUUCUCUCAGCAUGAUGCGGAAACAUUUCAUCCUGGGAGCGGAUACUAAUAACGUGAUGUUAAAUACUGAAGAACAAGAUAUGUUCAUUGUGGAUAAAUAAAUGUGGCGAUGAGUGAUGCCUCAAACAUUUCCUUUGGGGUUUUUCCAGUUUAAAUCAGAAGUAAGGAAACAACGUCUCGUGGUCCAUUGAUGACCUGCGUGAGAGCAUUUGCUGACCCACUAUAAGCUUUGAAAUAAAACCUCAAAGUAACUGAGGCGGGAGUCGGGUGUCAGAAUAAGUUUUCCCACCGCAGAUCUAAAUAAACUGCAAGUCAUUAUGUCAAAUACAUAAGGUUGAUAAGAAAUGCGUCAUUCCUCAGCCAAAGCCUUUAACAUUUUGACAUGUGUUCUGAUAAGAAGGGUGGACCUUAAUAAUUUAUUAUAUGUUCUAUGGUGCAAAUGAAACGCAGUGAGUGCAAGCCACUCAAGGUCACUUUUUUUCCCUUUUUUUUUAAAUGACUGAAACUGCCACUCUCCAAAAAACUGUUCCAUUAAACUGACUACCAAAGAAUGCAUGUACUGUAUAUAUUGGCCCUUAAUAAUCACUUUAAGACAUGUUCAUCACAAAAAUGUUAACAGCCAAAUAAAAUCUGACCAAAUUAUGAAUCAGUAACAUAAUGUUCAAGACUUUUGUUUUUUUUUCCUCCCCAAAUUGAUUUGUUUCAUCGCGAAUUUUUUUUGAAUGGUAUUGUAAUCAAGAUUGUCAAACACUAAUAAACCUUUCUGCAAGAAAAAAAA